Stylophora pistillata is the source of this 932-nucleotide messenger RNA. RefSeq lists its product as uncharacterized. The record is from RefSeq and is a predicted model, not a curated record. NCBI's taxonomy places the organism in Eukaryota, Metazoa, Cnidaria, Anthozoa, Scleractinia, Pocilloporidae.
UACAAAGUCGCUGGAAUGCUUUUGUAUUUUGUGUACAGUCGAGUUAAAAAAAACUGUUACUGAAACUACUGUUUCAGGAAUACUUCCCUUGGUCAUUAUAUUCUCCGGGUAUUAAUGCUCUCUUCAUUUUGCAAGAACACCACCACGUGCAACUCAAAGACAAACCAAGCGUUUCAGCUGGAAGAAAGAAGUCGUUACGUCUCGAACGAUUCCUCUGUUAUCGAUGAUAAAAAGACGGGUUUCCUACCGCAAGCAAAUUCUGGAACUUUAACUUCAGACAACCCUUUGUACUUCGCUGUGGAAGACCUAAAAGAAAUUCAAGAACCUGUUGGCAAUGCUCAAAAUCAGUCGGAACCAAUGUACAACGAAAUAGAUGAAAAUAGUGCAAUAGACUCAGACAGGGCUUCGUGGUAUGGGUCCGUGCCCGUUGGAGAUCCAUUUUACAACACUUUGGAGGGACCCCAUCAAUGCGGUGCUUCUCCUCCUACAAAUGACCAUGUUUACAAUGUCCUUGAAAGGUCCAGCCAAAGUUUUACAGAGGGAGGGGAUGUUUAUUCUCAGUUGACCGCUAAAGACCCUGUGUAUAAUGUUUUAGAGGGUCCAGAUCCAUGUAACGAUAAUGAAGGCCCACUGUAUUCUAACAGCACAGAGGCUCGAUACUCUAACAGUCCUACAAACGCCCCAAUAUAUGCGGUGGCCAAUGAGAAAGGAUAAAAAGCCCUCGAACAACAAUUCGGAUGGAAGGCAGCCACAGGUCCAAAGAUGAGUAGUGCUACAAAUUAUGAAUGAGGACAAAGAUUCGUACAAAAUUAAAAUUCCUCGUAUAACAGACGAUUGCGACUGCGUGUUUUUCUUCCACACCCUCAAUUUUAGAUCUCUUGCUACAAGAAUUGUUUGUUUGAAGAAAAAACGAAAUAGGUGUUUAUUGGUGG